Molecule: messenger RNA, 3146 nt
Organism: Asterias rubens (European starfish)
Lineage: Eukaryota; Metazoa; Echinodermata; Asteroidea; Forcipulatida; Asteriidae
Product: DNA excision repair protein ERCC-6-like
Exons: 19
Coding region: 124-2946 (940 amino acids)
Molecular function (GO): ATP-dependent chromatin remodeler activity; ATP binding; DNA translocase activity
Source: RefSeq, a predicted model, not a curated record
CAAAAACGCAGAGCUGUACAACUUUUGCUGCAAACAUUUGAGAUUUUGCGGCUUUGCACUUGGAAUGAAGUGUGCUAAACUUAUCUGAACUCAUUAGUUAGAGGGAAUUUAACUGAAAACAAAAUGGGGGAUGCAGACAGAGAGCAUACUCCCCUUAGGGAAAUAAGUAACAUGCCACGGCUUGAGUCUCGUCAGGGGAGCCUCUCUAAGCCUGGUAUAGAGGACCAGCAUCGCUAUACAACCUUAAUGAAGAAACCCCGUCAAGCUGCAGAGGAGGGGCACCCCCGGUUAUCAUUGGAGCACCUCAACAAGGCGGCCAAGAAAGUUCAGAAUAAAACUGAGGAGUGUUUGAGAGAGAAUGAUUCAGGUUUGCAUCACGUCGAUGAAGGUUUCUACAUACGCAACACUCUCUAUGAGAAGUUGUACUCCUACCAGAGGGAAGCACUUAUGUGGUUCUGGAGGCUCCAUCGCAAAAACAAGGGAGGAAUUCUUGGAGAUGACAUGGGACUUGGUAAGACAAUCCAAAUGGUUUCUUUUAUGAGGGAAUUGUUUGAGACGGACCAGGUCAAGACGGUACUCCUUGUUCAGCCAGUGACUCUCAUCUUCAACUGGAAAAAGGAGUUUGAGAAAUGGGCACCAGCAAUCUUUGUUGAAUCACACCGCAGCAACAGUGAACUUAAACGAGAGCAAGCCCUGGACAAGGUUCAGCGUAGAGGAGGCGUGCUGUUAACCAGCUAUGGUCUGGUGCGAACCAAUCAUGCACUACUCUCACACAUAGAUGGAAAUCCAUUCACUUGGGACUAUAUGAUUCUUGAUGAGGGACACGAGAUCAAGAAUCCCAGUAAAACCACCGAAGCAGUGCACAAAGUACCAGCGCACCACAGACUGAUUCUCACAGGCACUCCUAUACAGAAUAACCUCAAGGAACUGUGGACGUUAGUUGACUUUGUAACACAAGGCACAUUGCUAGGCACAUCACAGACCUUUAAUUCCGGGUUUGCUAACCCCAUCACAAGAGCAAGAGAAAAAGAUGCCACUGAAGGAGAGCGUUGUCUCGGCACUGAGAUGGCUAAACGCCUGCGUGAAUUGAUCACUCCAUACUUUUUGCGACGCACAAAGGAGGAUGUCAAAAAAUGCAGAGACACACCCAUUAAGAAUGCAAAGGUUCCAAAAGACCAGGGGGAAGAUGAGGAUACAGAACGAGUGCCCGAGUUCCCCACAUUGGAAAAGAAAAAUGACUUUGUUAUUUGGUUACCUCUGACUGGCCAACAGAUCAAGAUCUAUAGCGAUUUCCUCAAACUAGACGAAGUGAAAGAGCUCUUGAUAAAAAUGAAAAGCAGUUCCACGCUAGUGAAGGUGACGACACUCAUGAAUCUUUGUGAUCACCCCCGCCUGCUGCCUGUCAAAGCUUGUAAGAAACUAGGCAUAGAAACAGCAGAUAAUGAAUGUAAGAAAGAGGAGGACGAUACAGACUCAACUGCGCCGAGCAAGAGUUCAGCGAGCCACGCCCUAAACAACAUCCCCGAUGAGAAGCUGAUGGAGGAGUCGUCCAAACUGCAGUUCCUGAUUAGACUCCUGACCAACCUGAAACAGGAGGGGCACAAGACCCUGGUCUUCAGUAAGUACCGCAAGAUGCUGGAUAUCAUCGAGAAGGUCUUGAAGAAUCAGAACUUCCAACUGGAGCGUAUUGAUGGAAAAAUCAAACUGGAUGAUCGGGAGAAGCGUAUUUCAUCAUUCCAGCAGAACAGCGAACUAUCAGUGUUUCUCCUGACAACUCAAGUAGGAGGAGUUGGUUUGACUCUAACUAGUGCUGACAGGGUAGUCAUAUAUGAUCCAAGUUGGAACCCAGCCACUGACAGCCAAGCCGUUGAUCGUGUUUACCGUAUCGGUCAGAAACGCUCAGUGGUCAUCUACCGUCUCAUCUCAUGCGAUACAGUGGAGGAGAAGAUGUAUAGGAGGCAGAUCUUUAAGGACUCAUUGACCAAACAAGCUACUGGAACCUCCAAAAAUCCAUUUCGCUACUUCUCCAGGAAAGAACUACAUGAUCUGUUUACCCUGGAUGACCCUCACUCAUCCUCCACACAGCUACAGCUGCAGGAUAUGCACGCCGCCCAACGCAAGACAGACAUCGAGCUUGAUGAACAUAUUGUUUUCCUCAACUCACUAGGUAUUUUUGGACUGAGUGAUCAUGACUUGAUGUUCUCUCAGGAAGCAGACACUGAGAACCAGCAAGAGCAAGAGCAAGCUGCCAAGUCCGUCCAGUAUAAAGUCAAUCGAGCGCAAGAGCUUGUCUCAGCAGAGUCAGGCUUGACCCAGAAACUCAAGGAUCACAUUGAGCAGGACACUGAGGGUCCCGGUAAAUCUAAAGGAAAAAAAGAAGAGGAAGAGGACUUGAACAUGUCUAUGGCUAAUAUGACCUUAGAGGCGCAUGAUUGGAAUUCUAAGGACUCUGGAAAGUACCAAGAUUUGGACACAUUUAACGAUAUGCUCCAAGAUGACAGCGAGCAGGACAAAAGACGAAACUGCCUCCUACUUCAUGGUUUAUCUGAAUCCGCUAAUGACAUCACUGUUGUCUUAGCCACCUUGAACAAAAAACUCAAACUAAAGCUCACUGAAGAUGACAUUGACCGAUCUAAUCGCAUCGGUCAAUCUAAGAGGAAUCCGGGUGCCUCCAACAGUAAACCCAAGCCACGCCCCUUCGUAAUCACGUUUGUCAGCUACAAAACAAGGUCAAAAGUGUUCAAGAACAAGCGUCUUCUUAAAGGAUCCGGCCUUUUCCUGACUGAAGACCUUAUCAAGCAGAGACGAGAGCUCCUUCAAGAGGCAAAACGAAGAUCUUCAGUUGACUCAGCGUGGACCCAGGAUGGGAAAAUCAUUUUGCUGCUUCAAAGCAAGAGGAAAGUGACCAUCAAAACACUGACCGAACUGAACAAAUUUGCCUCUUAAUCAGCCUCCGGACAAUAGCCUCACUGCUGCCAACAAUGAUUACAUCUAUAGGUAUGCAUUCUAGCCUCGUUUUGAUUGUUUUGAUUUACAUAAAAGAAAACAUGAUGGCUGUGUAUGGUUAUUAUUUUCUUAAGUACCGUUUUCUUCAUAUUUUUCACUGGAAGUGUCGUGGCCGAGCGGUUAAGAGCACCGAAUUCAAA